This is a messenger RNA of Penicillium soppii, 192 nucleotides long. RefSeq lists its product as uncharacterized. The transcript has a single exon. Lineage: Eukaryota; Fungi; Ascomycota; Eurotiomycetes; Eurotiales; Aspergillaceae. The record is from RefSeq and is a predicted model, not a curated record. Bases 1 to 192 code for a protein of 63 amino acids.
AUGUCCCCCAAUGCUUCCAUCGCCCAAUCCUCCGCACCCGCCACCAUCCAAUCUUGCCUGGCCUGCCAGCUCAAGUGUGUAUCCUCCAGCGGCGAUAUUUACGACCGUGUGGUGCCACUCGAGGACCUUUGGUAUGGGCGGCAUUCUCUGUUUUUUGUUAGUAAAAAGAUGGGCGCGGAAGAAUUGUUGUAG